AUGAUUAAGUCGCCUGUCCUCUCUGCACUUUGUGCAGUUGCCUUCGUGGGGCCUUCAUCGGCCCAAUUCUUGGCCGACGAAAAGUCCCCCAAGCAGAUCCUCACCAAGCUCAAGGAGCUGCACCUGGGGGAUGAGCACCGCGCGGGGAGCGUGCCCAGCGCUGCACGCGUGAGCGCGCUGCAGCGAGAGCUCAGCACCAUCUACCAGGCGCUCCCAAAGAACCACCGAGGCGCGCUGCGUCCCAGCACUGCCCGCUAUGCGCUGCACCGCCUCUUCGUGGAUCGCCACGGUUGGCACUUCACUGGUCUUGCGCCCAAGGGAGAUACCUGGGACAGCAGUUCACCGACCAGCGCCCUGGGCCGCGUCCCGGAGGAUGUGAGCCGCUUGUUCCAGAGCCAACUGACUCAGCAUGGUUUGGACCUGCAUGACUUGGCCACGCUGGCUGCGGUCAUGGAGAAUAUGGUGCAUUCCGAAGCAGAUGUACGUUUGGCUGCCAGCUUUGAUGCCCUUCGUGUUCCCCUGGAUCAGAGUCUGAGUGUCAACGAGUCCAUGGCCAUCUUGGAGAUCUAUAUGGCCAGCUUUGUCAUGGGCUCCGAUGCCCAGCAGUUGUCCAGAAGCAAGAUGUUUCAGAAGCUGGACGACGUCCAUGAGCAGUACCCCACUUGGCCCAACACGGUGUCCUUCGUGCAGCAGAUCCGACAGGAGGUGGCACCGGGACUCGUGAACUUCACAUUCUCCCAAUUGUCCGCCGUGGUCGCCGCUGCGGGCGAACGCUAUGGCCGGUGGCAAAGCCAGGAGUGUUCGGAGCUCAAGCACCAGUUGCUGCAGCAAGAGGAGCAUCCCAACACGGGACGUGUGCGCUUGAGCGACUUCUAUGCCAUGGCCGUUCGUGGAGGCCACUGGCAGUUCAGCGAAAGCGUGGCGUAUUUGCGGCGUUUGGGGGCACUGGAUGAGUCAGACCCCAAGGUGAUGCGUGUGAUCGUGCCGAACUACAUCCUGGGGCCCUCCAACUGCAUCGCCUCGUCAGGCUAUGUGGCGGUGUGCUGCAUCGAUGAGUGCGAAGCCAAGAUGCGGAGUUUGGAGGAGCAAUUGGGAACUCAUGAGGCCACGGUGCCGCAGAUCCUCGGCAGCCUCAACCGCUCCAGCGUGGUGCCUCCAGCGCUCCGCCGGAAGCUGCAGGACGUGGCGCAGCACCACGGUGGACAGGUGCCGUUGCAUGGCCGGCUAUUCCAGCAAUGGAUGCACCAUGCCUAUCCACAAGAAUGCCCAUUUCCUCACAUGUCAGGCACUAUCCACCCAUUGCAUCCCGAGCUCUUCGAAGAGCAGGUCGGUGAGCCGGUGGGUGCCUCCCAGGAGGAGAUGCUGCAGCAUGUGGAGGGGGCCAGCUGGAAGAAGGCUCCUGACUUCGAAGAAGGUCUUUGCUCUAGGAUGUGGACCAUGGAGGAGGAGUUGGUGGAUCCCACGCCGCGCGCUGACGGCCCGGUGCGGCUGGGCGCCGGCGGACGGCUGGGCGCCGCGGCGCGGGGCCUGGCGCUGGCGCUGGCGGUGUCCUCGCUGGCGGUGACCAUGGCGAAGAUCGUGACCUCCAUGAGGCCUACAAGCCUCAAGCCCACUGCCAGCAUGGGUGCUGCGGCCCGAAUCUACAGCGUGUGA
Messenger RNA from Durusdinium trenchii, 1653 nucleotides. NCBI's taxonomy places the organism in Eukaryota, Dinophyceae, Suessiales, Symbiodiniaceae. The record is from the annotation of a GenBank genome assembly.